Rhinolophus ferrumequinum (greater horseshoe bat) is the source of this 5458-nucleotide messenger RNA. It is a transcript of the gene OPRD1, whose product is annotated as opioid receptor delta 1. The record is from RefSeq and is a predicted model, not a curated record. Bases 233 to 1333 code for a protein of 366 amino acids. The transcript has 3 exons. Lineage: Eukaryota; Metazoa; Chordata; Mammalia; Chiroptera; Rhinolophidae. Gene Ontology annotation, molecular function: G protein-coupled enkephalin receptor activity; neuropeptide binding. Gene Ontology annotation, cellular component: neuron projection; membrane. Gene Ontology annotation, biological process: G protein-coupled opioid receptor signaling pathway; neuropeptide signaling pathway.
AGGUUCCAGGCUCAGAGCGCUCCGGGCGCUGAGAGCGGGCGGGCGGGCGCCAGGACAGGGCCGGUGCGGGCGGCGAGGUGGGCGAAAGAGGCGCGGAGGCAGCCGAGCGGUCCGGGCGCUGCAGCCAGCGUCUUCCAGGCGGCGGCUUCGACCCUUGGUGCGCCCAUCAUCCCAAGUCUCUGCGCCCAGGGCGCACGGUGGGGAAGGAUACGGCUCCGGCUCCCCGGCCGCCAUGGAGCCGGCCCCCUCCACCGACGCCGAGCUGCAGCCCCCACUCCUCGCUACCACUUCGGACGCCUUCCCCAGCGCCUUCCCCAGCGCGAGCGCCAAUGCGUCGGGGCCGCCAGGUGCCCGCAGCGCCUCGUCCCUCGCUCUGGCCAUCGCCAUCACCACGCUCUAUUCGGCUGUGUGCGCUGUGGGGCUGCUGGGCAACAUGCUCGUCAUGUUUGGCAUCGUCCGGUACACUAAGAUGAAGACGGCCACCAACAUCUACAUCUUCAACCUGGCCUUGGCAGAUGCACUGGCUACCAGCACGCUGCCCUUCCAGAGCGCCAAGUACCUGAUGGAGACGUGGCCCUUUGGGGAACUGCUCUGCAAGGCUGUGCUUUCCAUUGACUACUACAAUAUGUUCACCAGCAUCUUCACACUCACCAUGAUGAGUGUCGACCGCUAUAUCGCCGUCUGCCACCCUGUCAAGGCUCUGGAUUUCCGCACACCCGCCAAGGCCAAGCUGAUCAACAUUUGCAUCUGGGUCCUGGCCUCGGGUGUUGGUGUACCCAUCAUGAUCAUGGCUGUGACUCGUCCCCGGGAUGGGGCAGUGGUGUGCACGCUCCAGUUCCCCAGCCCCAGCUGGUACUGGGACACGGUGACCAAGAUCUGCGUGUUCCUCUUCGCCUUCGUCGUACCCAUUCUCAUCAUCACGGUAUGCUACGGGCUUAUGCUUCUGCGCCUGCGCAGUGUGCGCCUGCUGUCAGGUUCCAAGGAGAAGGACCGCAGUCUGCGGCGUAUCACGCGCAUGGUGCUAGUGGUGGUGGGCGCCUUCGUGGUGUGCUGGGCGCCCAUCCAUAUCUUCGUCAUCGUCUGGACGCUGGUGGACAUCGACCGCCGCGACCCUCUCGUGGUGGCCGCGCUGCACCUGUGCAUCGCGCUCGGCUAUGCCAACAGCAGCCUCAACCCCGUGCUCUACGCCUUCCUCGAUGAGAACUUCAAGCGCUGCUUCCGCCAGCUCUGCCGCUCGCCCUGCGGCCGCCCGGAGCCCAGUAGCUUCAGCCGCGCCCGCGAAGCCACGGCCCGCGAACGGGUGACCGCCUGCACCCCGACCGACGGUCCCUGACCAGGACCGACCGGCCCGCCGCACACCCCUCCGGAGUGACCUGGCGGUCACACCGAGUCCUAAUGGGGGCGGGGGCCACGACGCGGAAGGGAGCGGAAGGAGGCCUCGGUUUUGGAGAAGGGGGCUGGGCUUGAGACAAUGAAUGCAGGGGCCGAAAGAUGGGGCUCCGGAAGUGGGUGGAUCGCUGGUCUGGGGCGGGGCAGAGGGCAGGACAGUGGGGCGGUGCCUCUGGAUUGAGCGCACGAUGGAGGGCUCUGGGACGGGGGGCAGGAGGAGGAGCUAGCGACUCCAGAGGAGUGGGACCUGUGGCUCUAGAACUGGGCAGAUAAGCGGCACCUCUACAGUGGGGCGGGACCUCAACCUUGGGACAGCCUCGAGUUCUAACCCUGAGCCGAGCCCGUGGGAAUGAGGAUCCUGCUCGAGACCUGAAGAUCCUGGGCCCAGGACUCAAGAGGGGCAGUGGUCUGAGAAUUCAGCUGAACGGUUGGGCCUCUGUGUAAGUGAGCAGGGGCCUCUUUUGGAGUGAGUUGGAAGGACAGGACAAUGAGGCGUGGCUACUGCUCCAGAUUGGGCCGCCGAGAAAGGGCCUAUGUGCAGGAGAUAGGGGCCUCAACUUUGGGGUAGGUCCCAGCCUCAAGUUCUAGCAAGAGGAGGGGCUCGCCGAGGUCCUUCAACUUGACAUCUUUAUAAAUAAAGAGAAAAUAAAAUAGAGAGAGAAGGAGAGAAAUACGUAUACCUUGUCUCUCCUUGACAGUCAUUUCCUUGGAAUGGGCAGAAGUGCCUCGGCAUCAGAGUCGUGUCCCCAGCACUGCGUCCCCCUGGGGGUUGGGACACGACAGUGGAGCAGGGCCAGUGGCUCCAAGAUAGGGUAGUGGGACAGGGCCUCAGUUUGGGUAGGAUCCCCAGCCCCCAGUUCUAUCGGGGCUCAGAAGGAGUAAGGAGGUGCGGUGGCUUCAGUUCCAAAAAAACAGAGCUGCAGGUCAGCGUCUGUACCAAGGGAUGGUGGUAGGGGACUGAAGUGGGAAGUGGGAGGUGGUUCUGCUUUGAGGUUAGGUCUUAGAGCCAGAGGGCAGCUGCUUUUUUUUUGGGGGGGGGGUGUCUCUAGAACCCUGGCUUCUCUGGCCCAGGUGCUGGAGGACAGAAGACCGCGAGUUAGAGCUCUCUGGAGAGUAAGUGCACCUGGAACUGGGUGGGGCGGCUGAAGCACCAGUGCAGUUUCCCUCCUCCCAGGCUCUGGGUCUUUGGCUCCUGAGAAGAACCUCGGAGAAAUCCUCUCCCUUCUAACAUCUGGCUGUGCCCAGUGUGUCCAGUGUUUCCAGUGAGCUGGAACUGCCCACACAGGGACCUGACUGAAGGAACUGGGGGGCAAGGCUUUUAUAACUGUUAUGCUAAUAUCAAUGUGUGCCACCCUCUCUCUUUCCCCCUAGACUUCCAGGUCCCCCACCUGUUCUAGCUGCCCCCUCCAAGCCGAGGGGGGGUUCCACUGAGAGCUAGGCAUAGAAGUUCUUCUCUUCAUUUGGUUGGCAUUUUAUUCAGGCAUUCUCAGAUCUUUGCUUCCCCCAAUAUCAGGGUCUGUCCUUGUUUCCGGUGCCUCAUCCCCACCCCCACCCCCAUAGACACUGCCUCAGGCAUAUAUCCUGACUCCCUAUUGAAGCUGUAUUCUGACAUCCUUGUAAAAACAAAUUUAAUUUUCUUCCCUUUUUGGGACAGAUAGAAAGAAAUUGACGUCUUUGUCUCAAACCAAAAAAAAAAAAAAAGAAAAAAAGAAAGAACAAUAUACUUCUUUUCCCUUGACAGUCAUUUCCUUGGAACAAAAGCCUUUCCGCUGUCUGGGAGGCUGUCACUCCAACAGGGGCUGAACUAUCAUUCACGGGGUUGGGGGAUUAGACACCAAGAUGGGCUUUGGGCACAUUAGAAGUAGGGAUGCCCUUAGUGGGCAAAGUACAGCCCAUUUUUCAGGGUGAGGUCCCCGAAAGCUGAGGACCUGGGACAUUUUUCCUCCAGGAAAGGCUCCACUAGUGCCCUGGAAGAUGUGGGGCAGUGCCCAGCACUCACAUCCAGCCUGCUAAGCCUCCUAGGCCUGAGGUGCCAGCUCACCUUAUCACCUUCACCAUCCAAAUGGAGCCUGUGACCAUAGAGACCUCUGUGUCUGAAUGGGGGUGAGUAUCAGCAAGGCAGGAACACUCCUGGACACUGCUUAUCACUUUGGGACCCCUCCUGAGAAUGCCUUGGGGAGAUGUCAGAGGAAGGGGACAAUUUAGGAACUGGGGAAGACUCCUGAAGGAGGUGACAUUGGAUCCAAUUCUGCUUAUUCUUGCAAGGACUGUGUCCCCUUCAACGUCUCCCAGGACAGGCCUGUCUCAAGGCUGCUCCAGGUCUGCUCACUGACAUUUCCUGUGCCUAUGACAGAUCUGGCUCCCUUUUACCACUUCUCAUGUAUAAGUUUGUCCUGGGCUCAGCAGGGGCUGGGUUCAGACCACAUUGCAUUUAAGGUAAAGCAAAACGUAUUGAAAUCUACUGCAUGCCAGGCUGUGCACAUUGGGCACUGGAAUUUGGAAAUGAGUCAGACACACCUCUGCCCUCAGAAAGUUUGAGCCUGUGCAGGGAGACAAAGCAUAAACAGAUCACUGCAUCUCAGUGUGAUUGAUGCCUGCAGUGACAAAGCCCCGGGGAGGAUGUCAUAGGAAAGUGCCUUUCCUAGCUUUUUACUGAAACAUUUGUAGCAAUUCUGGAAGAGGUGGAAAGGGGUCAGAGGACCUUAAAGGAUGACUAGGGGUUGGCCACCAGGAGGAGGGCACAGCGUGUGCAAAAUCAUGGAAAUGUUCAAGUGCUUGGCAAACCCAAGAAGCUGUGUGCAGCUGAAGCAUGGAACUUAACUGAGUGGUUCUGAUGCUAACCCUUGGCGGACAUUGGGUGGGGAGUGGGAAAAAUAGUAUUACUCUUAUUUUAGAGGGAAGUCAGGCUCAGAGAGGUAAAGCCAGUCACCUCUAAGUCACAGAGCUUGUUAGUGGUGGCAGAACUCAGGGCAGUAGAACUCCAGGGUCCAAGUAUCCAGUGAAUUCCAGGCAUCAUUGAAGUAGAAGAACCUUAGUAUCUGGAACCCAGGAUGAGGUUUCUGAAGACUUAAAACCAAAAAAAAAUCUGAAGGAAAGGGCAAUUUUCUAUGAACUUUUGUUCCUUCUUGCACUCUCCAGCUCUUCACAUUUCAAAAUGUACUGUGCAUGCUGCAUUUUAUAACUCCAAAUUGACAGUGUAAUUCUAGAUCAUCACAAGGCUCUCAAGGCUGUGGAGUAGGUCUGAUUUCCCCCCAAAUUUCUAUUUCUCUCUUUUCAGGAGGUGGGAGGGAGGUUUUUGCCUCUGGUUCCAAAAUGUCCUACAGUUUCAGUGAUUGAGGCUAGAGUCAGAUCUUGGCUUUCCCUCUCUGUGCCUCAGUUCCCUCCUCUGUAAAAUGAACUUCCUUCAUGGGGUCGUUGUGAGGAUUUAAUGAGUAAUGUAUGUAUAACAAAAAAGAUUAAUAAAAACAAGAUAAUUAUUUUUCAACCCGCUUAUUCUAGUUCAGGACUGCAGGUGGCCAGAGCCUCUCCUGGCAGCUCAGGGCACAAGGCAGCUCAGGGCACAAGGCAGGACCCUACCCUGGACAGGACACCUUUCCUCCAAAGACCCACUCACACACACACCCACACUCACUCAGACAGGGACCAUUUAGACAUGCCUAUUCACCUCACGUGCAUAUUUUUGGGAUCCCACACAGACAUGGGAGAACGUGCAAACGCCACACAGUGGCCCUGGCCAGGAAUCCAUUUUUUUCCCCUCAUCAGUGUUCUAAUGACAUGACCUUGAAUGAAACGUUAUUCGAGGACCUGCUGUAAAGGCCCCAGCACUGAAGGAAGCUCUUAGCACAUGGUAAGUUGCCUUCAUUACUUAGAAGUGGAGUUGCAGUGCAGGUCAGAGCUAGAGACCUAGAAGGAAGGUAGAUGAGCUUUCAGAACGAGUCAUGAAGAGAAAGAAGAAACGGGGGACCCAGCCUGGGAAUCCCUCUAGGCUCAGGAGCCGCUGUGGAGAAUGAGAAGCUGUUGAGAAGAAGGAGGAGGAUGGGGAGAUUGUGCUGUCAUGGAAACUGGAGGA